AGACAAUACAUUACCACACCGACGGCUAGCUACGAUUGAAAUGCGACGGCGGUCAUGACAGCGGCGCCGAUCCACACAGCGACGAUCUUGUACAGGCAGGCAAGACCCUGACAGACAGACAGACGGACAGACAGACAGAUGGCAGAGAGAUGGCACUUGUGCCAAGGAGUGAGUAUCAGUCAGUCUGCAGUGCAGUGCAGUGCCGCCUGGUCCAGUCAAGUCAAGUCUCACCUGCACGCCUUCCCUCAGGCAUUUUGGAAUGAUCUCAUACAACGCCACGUAGAAAAAUGUACCUGCAACAACCAACCAGCCCACCCCACCACCGGCCAUCCCAUCCAGCCAUGAGUGUGUUGUGCUGUAUGAUAGAUAAGACCUUACCGGCAGCGAGGGCGGACAGGACGCCACAGGCGGUGGCGCCCGUGGCCGUGCCCUGGUUGACGUAGAGGAUCGUCAGGCCCAGUGCGGCGCCCAGAGGGGUCAUCAGGGAAAACGUCAGGACCGACGCAAGGAACUCUGCGACACAAACAACACAACAGACCCAUCACACCACACCCGACCCGUCUUCGUCGCUGUCUCUUGUGUUUGUCGACUCACGUCGUAUUGGAAGUCCACUCGCCACGAGGCUGGUCCCUGGGGAAACAGUACAGCAGCAGCGAGGGGCGGGGCUGAUGUAGGUAGCUAGCUAGCUAGUGCGUCCAUUCCAUCUCGCCUGCCUCGGCUGCCCUCUCCUCUCCUCUCACCAAGUGCGAAUCCUGCGAGGGACUUGUGUGCGAUGAUGGCGAUGCCCACACUGGCAACGCUCACAGUUGCUGACCCCAGACCCAUCCCUGAUCACACACACACACACACACGGACACACACACCCGACACAGAGAGAGAGCUUCAUCGAUGUGUCGCUCGUGGAUGGGAUGGUACCUACCCUCGAUGAAGCUGUGUACGGAGAUGGCGACGAACAGCACGAGGGCGGGGAACCAAGCGAUGUCCUUCUCCCUCAGCGCGUGCCACUGCGUGUCCUCCACAUCGCUGCCAACCAGGUUGCCAAUGGCCCCAGGCACCUCCAUCUUCGCCAUGGCCCCUCCAUCUUCUCCAUGGCAGCACCCUGCUGCAGCUGCUGGAUGCUCAUGCGGAUGCGGAUGCGGAUGCUGAUGCGUAUGCGUGUGGCCGAGGAGGCUCUCAUGAAGGUGCUUGUUGGCCUUGUGGGACGAGAGGGGCGAGUCGCCGCCGCCGCCCGAGCGGUCGUUGGGUGCCUCGCUGUCGCCUGUGUGGAGGUGUUUGGAGGCGUGUGCGUCGAAGUGGAAGGGUACGGGCCUGCAGGGGGGGAGGUUCUGCCUCCUGUGGCGGAUGAACUCGGCGAUGUGCUCCAACGUGAGCAUGAGCAGGAAGCCUAUCCACGAGAGCAUCCCCGCAACAACAGCACGCUGGUCGCCGAACGCCUGGGCCAGCUGUGACGAGGCGUCCACGAUCAUGUCGCACACGGAGACCGCCAGGCAGACACCUACAUGACAUGAAGAAGGAAGGCACAGAGGAGGCACAGGCAUGGGCAUGGUCCUCUGUUUUCUGUGUCGUCUGACAGGGUCAGACAAAAUCUGUUCACACGCACAGUACUCACCGCCAGCCAUUGCGGUGAGGACCUCGAAGAGCAGCUCGGACACCUGGCCCUGCUUCAUCACGCCUGCACACACAACACACGACAGACAGACAGACAAGCAGCCCAGACAGACAGGGAGUGAAAGAGCGUCUGUCUGCCUGAGUGUGAGGAUCGUCCAUCUACCCACCCGGGAGUGCGGCACCAACGAUGGCGGCGACGAAGAUGACCCCCAUCCAAAUGAACUUGUCCACGAACGCUGCCACCAUUGGGAUUCACAAAUCAGAAGCUUACGGGAGAAUAGAACAAGAUGGAUCUUUCAAAAUGCCACUAGCUCUGAGUCCC
Messenger RNA from Vitrella brassicaformis, 1930 nucleotides. The record is from the annotation of a GenBank genome assembly. NCBI's taxonomy places the organism in Eukaryota, Vitrellaceae.